Triticum turgidum subsp. durum (durum wheat) is the source of this 1146-nucleotide messenger RNA. The record is from the annotation of a GenBank genome assembly. NCBI's taxonomy places the organism in Eukaryota, Viridiplantae, Streptophyta, Magnoliopsida, Poales, Poaceae.
AUGGAGGCCAUCUCCACCAUCCAAAGGGAAGAAGCGCCGGGGACCGAGCGGGGGCGCCUCCUCUACUCCCUCCCCACUCCCGCCGAUGCUCUCUUCAGCUCCCCCUCCGACCCCCGCCUCCUCUUCUUCUUCCCCCGUUCCCACCAGCUCAUCCACAAACUGUACAGAAAAUGCUGGCCAAGUAACUCAAAUGCCAAACUGAACAUGCAUUCAACCGCGAAAUCUGGGGGUAAGAGCAUGAGGGUGAAGAUGGCACUUCUGAAGCCCCAUGCAACUGACUUCAAGAGGAACCAUCAAGCCCACGAGGAAGACAAUGUGUUCUACAAAUUAGUUUAUAGGCUCCCUGAGAGCCUUAGCUGUCUGUACACCAGUCAGAAACCAGUCAGAAAGAAGAAGCAGCAGAAGCAAGGAACUGUGCCUAGUAACCGGUUUGGUGUGAUCUUGGAGUGGGAGGGAGUUGUUGUGGAAGAUGAUGACCCUGACCUGGAGCCCCGAGUGUGGUACGUACUAUCACUUGAAGAGGCAAAGUCUUUUCCUCAUGAUGAAAUGCUGAAGGAAAUCGAGGGAAUGAGAACUGAUCAGGCUAUCUCAGAAGUCUUAUGUUGGUCGACAGAUGCAAAAGAAAUUGAAAGGUUAGCAGCACGCAAGGAGGUAAUAUAUCAGAAACUCCGAGGCACUUUCUACCAGCUGCGACCAGGUGUUCUCGACUUCUUGAACGCCCUUGUGGAUUCUGACAUUCCAAUAGCAGUAACAGCUUCUCGCCCAAGAAUGAGCCUGGAAGAAGGCAUAAAAGCUGUUGGUCUGCAAGGCUAUUUCGAUGUCGUAGUGGCGGCGGAGGAUUUCCGCCGAGGGAAACCCGAGGGCGACAUGUUUGAGAUUGCAGCAGAGCAACUUGAUCUUGAGCCUGAUGCCUGUCUUGUGAUGGGUAGCUCAAACUUGACGACAGAGUCUGCGCAUACCGCUGGGAUGAGGUGUGUGGCGGUUGCAAGCCGGCACCCUGCCUAUGAACUCCAUGCAGCAAACCAUGUUGUGAGAUGGCUCGAUCAGCUCUCUGUUGCUGACCUGCAGAGGCUCGCCAAUGGCGAGGUUCUUGGACGCAGGGGCAGACGGUCUGACAUGGACAUGGAGAUUAUGAUCGAGGAGUGA